This is a messenger RNA of Cynocephalus volans (Philippine flying lemur), 981 nucleotides long. RefSeq lists its product as uncharacterized. The record is from RefSeq and is a predicted model, not a curated record. The coding region runs from base 1 to 981 and encodes 326 amino acids. Lineage: Eukaryota; Metazoa; Chordata; Mammalia; Dermoptera; Cynocephalidae. The transcript has 4 exons.
AUGGAAAACAAAUUGACAACCGUGUGCUUUAAUAAUCCUGACGAGAGCCAUGCUUGGGUGGUGGAAGAGCUUGACCCACAGAAACCAAACAACACAGGCGGCUGCGUCUUCCACCCACCACUUCAACCCUGGGCCCCAGGAGGCCCUGCCCAGGAGGCCCUGCUGAUCCACCAGCCUAAGCCCAAGCCUCCCCAGUACCCCAGGCCUCAGCAGCACCCCCAGCUGCCCCAGGCCCCCCGCACCCUCCUAGUCCCCCGGUACAUCCCCAGUUCCCACCACGUACAACUCCCGUAUCCCCAGUACCAUCGGUCCCCCAGGACCCCCAUACGGCUUCCCAAUGCCACCCUGGCCCCCAGCACAGACCCCAGGGACUAUUUCUGGAACCCACGUACGAUCCCCGGGACUCCACAGACCAGCUCCCGGACUCCCAGCUCCUGGACUCCCAGCUCCCGCCCGGCCAAGGUCCCGGCCCCCGGCCUAACCCCCGGGACCAGGGACUCCACAGACCAGCUCCCGGACUCCCAGCUCCCGCCCGGCCAAGGCCCCGGCCCGCUUCCUCGGACUCCCCCGCCCGGCUCCCCAGUCCCCCGGCCCCCAGCCCUCCGGGCCCCACCCCCCAGCUCCCGCCCGGCCAAGGCCCCGGCCCGGCCCCCCGGCUCCCCGGCCUCCCCCUACCAGCUCCCAGCCCGACCACCUCCCCAGCCCCCAGUCCCCCGGCCCACCGACCCCCCAACCCACCCGGCUCCCCAGCCCGCAGGCCCCCAGCAGGCCCCCGGCCCAGGCCGCAGCCCCGGCUCCCCGCCAGCCUGGCUGCGGACGGGCGGCAGGCCCGGCGGGCUUGGGCGCUCACCGGCGCGGGACUCCGCCAGCGACCCAGGCCGCCACCGCCGCUGGCCCGCGCUCCCGCCGUCCCCCGACGACCCCCGGGCAGGCGCGGCCUCACCGCCCGGCGCCGCCACAGUCCGUCGGAGGCGCCCCUGA